Leptosia nina is the source of this 1035-nucleotide messenger RNA. NCBI's taxonomy places the organism in Eukaryota, Metazoa, Arthropoda, Insecta, Lepidoptera, Pieridae. The record is from the annotation of a GenBank genome assembly.
AUGAGCGACCUCGACAGUCCUAUAAAGUUGUGCGUUAAGUGGAACGGUAAGGAAUAUGAACUACCAGAGCUUGCACGUUCCGAUUCCGUUGCGAUGUUAAAGGUUGCUAUAGAAAAUGCCACAGGAGUACGGCCUGAGAGACAGAAGCUCCUUAAUGUUAAGUUUCAAGGAAAAGUAGCUACGGAUAACUAUACACUCUCAGAGUUAAACCUUAAGCCAAAUCUUAAAAUAAUGAUGAUGGGUUCUCUCGAAGAAGCAAUAGAAGGUGCCAUGUCAAAGCCUGAUGUUGGUGAUGAUGUAGUUAAUGACUUAGACAUAGAAGAAGAAGAAAUUGAUGUUGAAAAUCAAGAGAUAUACUUAGCUAAAAUAAACAAAAGAGUUAAAGACUACAAAAUAAAAAUACUGAAUGAGCCUCGGCCAGAUAAGAAACUUUUAGUGUUGGAUAUAGACUAUACAUUAUUUGAUCACAGAUCUGUAGCAGAAACAGGUUAUGAACUAAUGAGGCCGUAUCUUCAUGAAUUCCUCACAUCAGCCUACAAAGAUUAUGAUAUUGUUAUCUGGUCAGCCACUGGCAUGAAAUGGAUUGAAGAGAAAAUGAAACUUCUCGGUGUUUCUGUUCAUCCAGAAUACAAAAUUAUGUUCUAUUUAGAUUACUUGGCAAUGAUUACAGUGCAUACACCAAAAUAUGGAACAAUUGAUGUAAAACCACUUGGCGUUAUCUGGGGAAAAUAUCCACAGUAUAGCUCUAAAAAUACCAUUAUGCUAGAUGACAUAAGACGAAAUUUCAUCAUGAACCCGAAGAGUGGACUAAAAAUACGUGCAUUCCGUCAAGCGCAUUUAAAUAGAGAUAAAGAUAAGGAAUUAUUGCAUUUAAUAACUUACUUAAAGGACAUAGCGACGUUUUGUGACGAUUUUGACACGUUAAAUCAUAAGAAGUGGGAGAAGUAUCGGCCAGUGAAAAAGAGCAAACAUGCGGGUAGUAAACGAAAAGCGGAGGACAAUUCGGACAGCUCCGGUGCUACUGCUAACGAAUGA